Fopius arisanus is the source of this 1216-nucleotide messenger RNA. It is a transcript of the gene EloC, whose product is annotated as elongin C. NCBI's taxonomy places the organism in Eukaryota, Metazoa, Arthropoda, Insecta, Hymenoptera, Braconidae. Gene Ontology annotation, cellular component: elongin complex. Gene Ontology annotation, molecular function: protein-macromolecule adaptor activity. Bases 270 to 710 code for a protein of 146 amino acids. The record is from RefSeq and is a predicted model, not a curated record. The transcript is spliced from 4 exons. Gene Ontology annotation, biological process: ubiquitin-dependent protein catabolic process.
GUCCAUAAAGACAAUAGACUAUCGUCCAUCUUCCCCGUGCAAUGAUCUAUGUUCACCACAAGAUUCCUUGAUUCCUUGUGAUUUUGUGAUUCACAGUAGUCAUUUUCCAAUUUUAUACACCCAAGAUCUGGAUACUUCAGUUCCGAUUACCAUAAUUAAUUUAUCAGACAAAUUCUCUCGAGGUAAAUCAUAAAUAGGGUCUCUCACCCAGACGUUGUUAUAAAAUUCUUGUCAUUACCAGGGUGACGUUCCAAAUCGCUUGACAAGAAAUGUCAGGGGACACAAAUAUGCACGCCGAGAAGCCCAAAGAAUUCGGUGAGCAGAAUGAUAGUAAAGGAGAUGAGGAUGGCAAAUCACCCAAUGACCUGCAUGCGCAGGAGUCUGGACCCGUUUAUGGAGGUUGCGAGGGGCCUGAUGCGAUGUAUGUGAAACUGGUGAGCAGUGAUGGACAUGAAUUUAUCGUAAAAAGGGAACAUGCUCUCACCAGUGGAACUAUCAAGGCUAUGCUCAGUGGACCCGGUCAGUUUGCUGAAAACGAAGCAAAUGAAGUGAAUUUCAGAGAAAUCCCGUCGCACGUAUUACAGAAGGUCUGCAUGUACUUCACCUACAAAGUACGUUAUACAAAUAGCAGCACUGAAAUACCAGAGUUCCCCAUCGCCCCUGAGAUUGCUCUGGAGCUACUAAUGGCAGGCAACUUCUUGGACUGUUAGAAAAUUCAAAGGGUACCACAAGAAACAACAAAAACAUUGACACAAGAUAGGAAAAAAAAAUGAAAAAACUUCAGUUUGUGAUUGACACAAGCAAUGGUGUAACUUACGAUCAACGGUUUCACGAACUUUUCGACUAGUUCGUCUGUAUAUACUCUCCCUCUUUCCGUUUUUUUUCUCAUUAAGUGCCGAUUAAUCAGUGAUUGGAUGUUUUUUUUUAAUCAUAUUCUGAACAUGAGGGAAUAAUUCGGGAAACACCUUAGGGCAUUGAUGAAACAAUUGAUCUGGUGAUUUAUUCCGUUUAAUUAGUAGAAUUGUACUCCUUCAUCAAUCAUCAGCGCAGUGACAAGAAAGCAAGAACUAAAAUUCUGCAUUCAGAAGGAUACAGAAAUAUUCGGGUGACUUCAUAGGGUGAGAAUUGAUGAAAGGAAACAAAUAAAAAGUUGAAAGAAAAUAAGAAAACAAAAGAUUUGUCAUAUUCUUCGAAAUAAAUCACUUCUCUCCCUCUA